Molecule: messenger RNA, 516 nt
Organism: Iphiclides podalirius (scarce swallowtail)
Lineage: Eukaryota; Metazoa; Arthropoda; Insecta; Lepidoptera; Papilionidae
Source: the annotation of a GenBank genome assembly
AUGAAAUUGAUCAUAAUAGCCGCUUUCAUCGGGGUUUGCGCCGCUGGCGCUCUCCCGCCGUACAACCAGCAGUACCGCUACUACCAGGACCCCAGGCCAAGGGCUGCGUUGGAGAGGAACGCGGCUAUCCUGAGGUCUGAUUCCGAAGUUAACGAGCAAGGCUACCGCUUCGCUUACGAGACGGAAAACGGCAUCGCGGCCGAGGAGAACGGCCGCGAGGCUGACGGGAUCCAGGCCCAGGGCGCGUACUCCUACGUGGGUGACGACGGCCAGGUGUACAGCGUGAGGUACACAGCGGACUCGAACGGCUUCCAGCCGCAAGGGGCCCAUCUGCCCACGCCGCCACCGGUCCCAGAGGCCAUCUUGAGGGCAUUGCAAGAGAACGCCAGGGACGAGGCCAGCGGCAUUUUCGACGAUGGCAGUUAUCGUGACGCCAAAUACUCGGCCCCCAGCGUAGUGGCAGCUCGCAACCGCUACAACCCCUACAGGCCCAACCUCGCCGCUUACAGAAACUAC